AUGGGAGCAUCCAUGAAGACAGUUGAAAUUUUGCUCAAAGGAUCUUGUGUCAGACAUAACGCCCGGCGAACGGGAUGUGCUUGUUGUAGAGCCCGAGAUGGGGAGUUUGACGAGGCCAAGACAGCGCUCGUGAAUUCAGAUAUGUCGUGGCGAUACAGCGCCUUGAACCAGACCUUCUUGUUUUUCAUCGCUGCUCGAGCUCAUUCGAUGGGUGUUGAUCUUACUUGUGUCGACAGCAACAAGCAGACUCCCCUGUACAAUGCAGCAUCACGAGGCAACAUCACAAUGGUGAAAUUCCUUCUGAACCAUGGCUUUAAAGUUAACUUCACGGAUCGAUGGAACGAGACGGCAAUUUUCCAUGCAAUUCGAAGCAGACAUUUUGACACUGUGAGAUUGCUCAUAGAGCACGGUCAAAUGUGGGUGAGACCCCAGGAAGGCUUUUGCGCGACCACCCCGAAGAGCUUCCCAGCUUGA
Messenger RNA from Symbiodinium sp. CCMP2456, 474 nucleotides. The record is from the annotation of a GenBank genome assembly. Lineage: Eukaryota; Dinophyceae; Suessiales; Symbiodiniaceae.